AUGGGCUAUCACACUUCUGCAAUCGCAUUCUUUGUUAUAUUUCUGACAGUCUUCUCAGCUUCCUUAGCUCAUAUAGUGGAACCUGAAGACUAUUUUUAUGGCAGAAUGAAGUUUCAAGCGGACGAUGAAUCAAUUAUCCAAGGUCCACCCACCUUAGAAGACAUAAUACCAAUAGAAAAAGAUUUAACUCGAUUUGUAGACUAUUUGCGAUCGUUUGGUGACAUUAUUGGCCUGAUCUCCAACCCCAACUCGACGAUUACGCUUUUUGCACCUGUAAACUCGGCAUUCCGCAAUCUCACCCACAAACCUCACCAGGUCAAAGAUUCUUCCCAAGAUCCUAAAGAAAAACUGUACCAAUUCGUUCUGGGACAUAUUGUACCUGCAAUAUACGAAACUCUCCCUGUGGGGCAAGAAUUGCAAACGAUGCGCCAAGGGAUCAAGGUUAAGGUGGAAAACGGGAAGGAUGGUGGAUAUAAAUUGAAUGGAGAAAUAAAUACGGGGGUUACUAAAAAAGCGGUGAAUGGGAUCAUUUAUAAGAUCGAUGGUGUUUUGACGAAUGAUUAA
Messenger RNA from Acaulospora morrowiae, 564 nucleotides. The record is from the annotation of a GenBank genome assembly. Lineage: Eukaryota; Fungi; Glomeromycota; Glomeromycetes; Diversisporales; Acaulosporaceae.